GCUGUAGCGUUAUGAAGGUGGUUACUGGUUACAAAUCGGGUCACGGGAUUGUGGCCAACAGCGGAGACUCGCACGGAAAUACGCAGCACUGAUAAAUAUUACUUUAAAUGGAGGAUCAAGCAGGCUGCAUCCUGCAGCUUAGACCUAACUAAAGCUUCAUAUCUUUUUAUGGUGAGGAGGACGCCACUUCUUCCAAAACAUGGAUACAGGGUGGUUUAUUGGACACAAGAGGAUUCCCCCUUCAAAAUCUGAACAGCAAAUGUCCAGCUCUUACAGCAGUGUCUCAAGGCCUAGCAUGACCAUCAACUUGACUGAAAUGUUGCGAGCUGACAAACCUAAUGCAGUAAAGAAGCCAAUUCCAAUCCGCCCCCCAAGCCCCAGAGUCUCUCUGCAAAAGGACCAAGAGUGCCACCGCAGACCCUCCUGUGAACCCAUGCCUAAAUCCAUCAUCCGACAACGGUCACAUUCCCUGCCUUCUACCACAGAGAAGAAGAAACAAUGCAGAAAUGUUGGUGUACGCUUUGUUGACUCUUUGGGGCUCGACCUGGAAGACAUCAAGCUUUUUAAAUCCGGAGAGGAUCCGUUUGUACCACAUCAUGUUACCUUUAGAUUGUUGAUGGGUGCAGAGUUGGCAGAUGGAAGGCAUCUGGAGAUUUCCUCACCUUACAUGAAGCCAUAUUUUUCCCAACAACCUGGCGACCAGCCAGGAUUCCUGCAUCGUCUCUGUGAGCAGAAAGUGUGUCUGGAGAGGGUCUUGUGUUUUGAACUUGGUGUCAUUGGAAUCACCCAGGUCAUCAAUUUAGAUUAUGAAAAAGAUGUCACUGCUCGCUAUUCAUUUACAGAUUGGAAGAGCUGCACAGAAACUAAGGCCUCAUGGGUGUCCAGCAUCACCAAUACAUGGGAAGGAGGAGGGCAACUCAGUUGCGAUACAUUUCGUUUCCACUUGCCUGUUCCUCCAUUCCUGCAACCAGGAGCAGUGUUAGAGUUUGCCAUUCAGUACAAAGUCUGUGGGGCUGAAUACUGGGACAACAAUGAUGGCCAGAAUUACAAGUUAGUCUGCCAUAACUACAAGCUCACUGUGCCCAAAGAAUGCAAGGAUAGCAUGGUGCACUUCAUUUAAGAUGCUGACUAAAGGUAGAGGAAAUCUAUUAGAAGCACUUUAUGGCUGUUGUAAGCAAGACCUAUAAAAAAUGUAUGACUGUGUUGUCACAUAAUGUUCAUUAUGUUAGACAAAUGCAAAGAGAGGAUUUCUUUGAACCUUAUAUUCAAGGUUAGCUGUUCUCAGACGCAGGUAAAGUGAUAUGAACAAACACUAGUGCACUUACACUUGACGCCAGCUUUAGUUCCACUGUUUUACUUUACUGUGAUUUCUUUUUUAAAAUUGCACUGUAUUACUGGAUUUUCCGGGCUAUUGAAAUACAAAUUGCACUUUGAUGUGGGAACAUCCAAUGCAGAUGACACCCACUGAGUGUUACAUAAAUAUUCAGUGAAACUGAAAUAAAUGCACUCAACUUCCCUGUUUUCUCCCAGCUGGAUAUCUGACAUAGAAAAUUGUUUUAUACAUUGCAAGAAUUUGGUCUGAGCCAUUUUACUCUGGAUUCAAAGUUUAUUUUUGAGUCAAAUGUUGUCAAACCAAAUGUCCAGGCCAUGCAAUGAAUACAGGUCUUUUAGUGAAUGACGA
Molecule: messenger RNA, 1681 nt
Organism: Toxotes jaculatrix (banded archerfish)
Lineage: Eukaryota; Metazoa; Chordata; Actinopteri; Toxotidae
Gene: ppp1r3da
Product: protein phosphatase 1, regulatory subunit 3Da
Exons: 2
Coding region: 200-1120 (306 amino acids)
Biological process (GO): regulation of glycogen biosynthetic process
Cellular component (GO): protein phosphatase type 1 complex
Molecular function (GO): protein phosphatase 1 binding; glycogen binding
Source: RefSeq, a predicted model, not a curated record